Messenger RNA from Hypanus sabinus (Atlantic stingray), 5565 nucleotides. It is a transcript of the gene rab3da, whose product is annotated as RAB3D, member RAS oncogene family, a. The record is from RefSeq and is a predicted model, not a curated record. The transcript is spliced from 5 exons. Lineage: Eukaryota; Metazoa; Chordata; Chondrichthyes; Myliobatiformes; Dasyatidae. Gene Ontology annotation, cellular component: endosome; plasma membrane; synaptic vesicle. Bases 104 to 820 code for a protein of 238 amino acids. Gene Ontology annotation, biological process: regulation of exocytosis; protein localization to plasma membrane; protein secretion. Gene Ontology annotation, molecular function: GTP binding; GTPase activity.
UUACAAUGGAAUCAAAGAAAAUCUACACACCAAGACGGACAAAGAACCAAUGUGCAAAAGAUGACAAACUGUACAAAUACAAAAAAUAAAAAAUACUGAGAACAUGAGUUGUAUAGUCCUUGAAAUUGGAAUCCAUAGGUUGUGGAAUCAGUUCAGAGUUGAGAUGGCCUCUGCGAACGACACCAGACAGGUGCAGAAGGAUGCAGCAGACCAGAACUUCGACUACAUGUUCAAGCUGCUGAUCAUCGGGAACAGCAGCGUGGGCAAGACCUCGUUUCUCUUCCGGUAUGCGGACGACUCCUUCACGUCUGCCUUCGUCAGCACUGUCGGCAUCGACUUCAAGGUGAAGACAGUGUACCGAAACGAGAAGAGGGUAAAACUUCAGAUAUGGGACACAGCAGGCCAGGAACGGUACCGCACCAUCACCACGGCCUAUUACAGGGGCGCCAUGGGAUUCCUGCUAAUGUACGACAUCACCAACCAGGACUCUUUUGGGGCGGUACAUGACUGGGCCACACAGAUCAAAACCUACUCCUGGGACAACGCUCAAGUGAUCCUGGUUGGCAAUAAAUCUGAUCUGGAAGAUGACCGCGUUGUACCGACGGAAGAAGGAAAGCGAUUGGCUGAUGAGUUAGGAUUUGAGUUUUUCGAGGCAAGUGCAAAAGAAAACAUUAACGUGAAGCAGGCUUUUGAACGCCUUGUCGACAUAAUCUGUGUGAAGAUGUCUGAAAGCCUUGAAGCUGACCCCACAAUGCUCAGCAACAAGAACUCCUCUCUUGCUGAGAACCCGCGGCCACAGGAAGGCGGCUGUGCAUGCUAGGAUCCCUGACCUCUGACCUCUGACCUGAAUCACCCACCACAGAUGCCACAAAGUUAAGAAUGGAUUUAGGGAGGGGAUGAAAUUUGACUUCAAAAUAUGUUUAAGGUUCAGGAUUAAAACUUGGCUUUCAUUUUUAUUAAUUACUUGGCCAAUCAUUUUUAUGUAAUGGUGAGGUGCUAAACUCCAUUGACCAAACCAGUUAAGAAAUACCUUCCAAUGCUCACCCAUUCAAGUCUGAAGCACCCAUUGUAAAGUCACCAAGUGAACACUAGGAAGAACCAAUUGACUUGACAAAAUUCUGCUCUACAGUAGUGAGUGAUAUCUAUAUCAACCACGUUCUGCCUUCCCUUCUUGGAAGGAAUAUCACCAAAUUUGAAAUUGAGAACUUGGUUUUGAAUUAGGACUGAAAACCUAAAAAUCAGAUGGGCCACGUGUUUGGAACUUUAUCGUUGUUCUGUUGGAGGGAUGGAUCAGUGCAGGAUUUUAGUACCACAGUUGUCUAUAGCCUGGAAGGAGACCUGUGCUCCUUACUGGCUGGGGAGAGCUGAGAUGUAUAAUCAGGGACUGGAGAUGGAAGUAACAUCUGCUGUGGACUCAUAAACUGUAUCUCCCACCCACCCCCACCGCCCCGCCCAUCCUCGGCCAUGACUGCAGACGCGAAUUUGCAGCGUUGAUCCCAAAUCCGGAGCAAUGUUAUGAUUCCACGGUAAUGCUGCAACGGAGCUGAGAAAUUGUGCUUGGACUUGCUGAAUCAGUGUUUUAUGUUUCCGUGCUUCUGAUUUCCGUCCAGGAAUUUAACUCCUUGGUCCAUGGCGCCCACUCUGCACGUGCGCUAUUAAUGUGACUCUCUGCCGUUACGGGCGCGUGUCUUUCUCUCACUGGUUUUCACUGUUGUUCCUCCGCCGAGGUGUGUGGUUUGCUGACAGGCCCUUCGGCCUGACUCAUCCGUGCUGACCGACAUGACCACGUAUGCUCAUCCGAUUUGCCGCUGUUAGGCUCAUAUCCUUAUAAACCUUCCCAAUCCAAAUAUCUUCUGCAUGUCAUAAUUGUACCUCAUCCCAUAUACCUAUCACCGUCUGUCUGGAACAGCUUCCCCCGGGAUCCUCUUUAAAAUGUUCUCUCUCACCUUAAACCUAUCCCUUCUAGUUUUAGACUCGUCUACCCUGGGAAGUAAUGGUGAUUAUUUGCCUCCUUUAUGCUCCUCAUAAUGAACCUCAACAAUAUCAUCCCUCACGCAAAUCAGUCCCAGAUAAUUCAAACACAUUUGUAUCUCAAGCCCAGCAGUCCAUGCCCGUGUUGAUGAGGUAGGAGAGUCCGCAGGUGCUGGAAGUCUUGAGCAACAUGCACAAAUGCGGACUAUUUAUUUCUCUCCAUAGACGCUGACUGACCUGCCGAGUUCCUCAAGCAUUUUGUGUGUGUUGCUGAUGCUCGUGUUUUAAGUUGUCCUGGCAGUUAUAACGAAUCAGUGCAGUUUUUGGGUGGGGUGCGCUACCUUGUAUAAGAGCAACACAUCCUUCUGUGUCACUUUGUGGAUGUCAGACCUGUAACACCGAAUCAGAAUCAGGUUUAAUAUCCCCGACGGCACAGGCUAUUCGGCCCAACUGCCUGGCUCUAGACCCUACCUGAUCUAUCUGUAUGUCUUCUAUUCCUCCCUCUUGCUUCUCCUUCAAGGUAUCUCUGCUUUUCUCUUUGACCACUCCCAGAGGGAGUGUCACACUUCCCAGGAUUGGGAGGUUUUCCUGAGUUUCCCCGGAGCCGUAAGUGCUCAUAUCUCAAUAGUGCCAAGUGGAAAGGUACUUAUCUGCCUCUACUCAAACACUUCCUACCAUCUUUAUCACCUGAUCCUAGCUUAGCCUCUUCUAGAGGUAUAAGCCUUGCCAGACCCUUCUCCUCGUCUAGUCCAUCUUCUUGGUCUUGAGAACAUUCUUGCCUUUUGCACGGAACCAAAGGAAAGUCACCAGUUGUAAACCUCUAUUUUUCCCUCUCCUCCCCAGUGUUGUUGUACAGACAGAGACCAGACCUGCACACAUUGCUCUAAAUAAUCAAACAAAGGAGUGUGGGAAUGUGGCUUCCUCAGCCUUAAAGGACAUAAGCGUGUAGAGGAAGUGGGUGCAAUUUCACCCAAAGUUUCAGGCUGGCCCUAUGACUAAGGUGCUAUCUCUCCUUCUCAAGGGAACCUCUCUGUGUAAGGUUGUGAUCCCUGUGAUUCAGUGUGAAGAGUAACCGUAUUCAGCUGUUGUCAACUAUUGAGUGGCUAUCUCUGCUGCUAACAGCUACUUGUACAUAACCAUAGGUAAUCCAUUUUGCCCAGGGACCAGCCAGUGCCAGUAUUACAACAUUCAGUUCAGCCGCUGUGACCUCGAGGGUUGACUGAUGCUGAAAGAAAGACGUGCAUUUCCGUAGCACCCUUCCUACCCUCUUGUCAAGCCAAAGGGCUUUACAGCCGUUUUCCAUUGGCCAUGCUGUUGAAUGGCAGAUGAGUAGGGGCCUGUGAUGGGUGCCCUUUCUCCAGCCUUGUGCCAAGUAUCAUUCCAGCUUCAAACUGGGCGAUAAUCACACUGGCUUAGAAGAAAAGCCAUUGGUCUGGGGUGUCACACUCAACCGAUUAGCAUGCAGUGAUCUGUUUGGGAUGGUUGGGUUUGAUGAUAUCCAUGACAGAUGAAUUUACUAAUUAUCUCAUGACACAGAGACCAUUCGGCCCAUCAGGUCCAUUCCCAUUUCAAGGGAUAUUCCCGUUUGUCUUAUUUCCUCAUGCCCUCCAACUUAUUCUCUCCCACACACACACAAACACACACACACAUGUCCAUCAACUUUCUUUUCAGUCUUCUUGCCUUUAACCUACACUGGUGUCUAAUGUAUAGGAGAUAAAUAAGCUAACAGCACAUUUUUGGGAUGCAGGAGGAACCCGGAGCAACCGGGGUUAACCCAAUGCGGAGACGGGAAAGUUCAUACUGGGCACAGACAGUAUCAGAGGUCAGGAUCCAACAGGGACACCAAUGGUGAGGGAAUGGCUCUAACUGGGCGAAGGGGAGGGGAGGAGGGAAGCGUGGGGAAGAGAAAGGAGGAAAAGAGAGGCAGAAGAGGAGAGGAAGGGGACAAGGGGAGGGAAGAGAAUGAUGCGGAGAAGAUGGGAAGGGACAGGGGACACGGAAGGCAGCUGAGAUACCAACGGUCUUAUGCAAAGUAAAACUGAUAUUUGGGGCAGCUGUUUCCCAAUUUCCCUCGGGAUCAAUAAAGUAUGUCUGUCUGUCUGUUAGAGUGGAGGACGUGCUGCCUUGCAGGAGAGCAGAAACUCAUUCGGAAAUAACUUGCAAAGAGAAACAAAUAAGAAUGCUUAAAAUCUUCAGGGCGAAAGGGAAGGAGUAGAUGGAAUUGGUUAGUUUCUUCGAAUGGCCCGUAUUGGAGGACGAAUGGUCCUUUGGUGUGCCAGUGAGCAGGAAGAACACUCACAAGUGAUUGGCUCUCUCCCUGCUCAUAGCUUUGACUGUCAUCAGUGGAAGGUGCAAGGAGUUGGGGAGCACAGCUUACGACCUGUAAGUCAGCAAGAGGGUGGACAGGCAGAAUGGAAUUAAAUGUGAAUCCAUUUACUCCAGACAGAAUUUUGGGUGCCGGAAACGGACUCACGCACAGCACCCUUCCAACGGCAGCAGAGGCAAUUACAGACCUGCAGGCUGCAGUAUCUCUUAAGGAAGACAAGAGCUCAGUUUUUGAGCCAACACUGUGCUGUCUGUGGAGGUGGUAAAUCAGUUGUUCUUGAACAGUAGGGAGGUCUAGACCGCUCUGCAGUGCAUCUGUCUUCCUCUCGAUGGGAUUGUACAACUCCGAUUACUGGAAGGCCCCCACCCAUUCUGCACUUUCCUUGUGUAUUUCCUUCCUUCACCACACCUUUCAGGUGGAGAAUUCAAGUUCCCCAUUUCUCUCUCACUGUCCACUUACUCCAGCCUGCCGGUGUCUGUCCAGCAUGGGCUCCAACUGCCUUCUAAUUUGUGCUGCAUUGCUUAUUUUCCCCAUUGAGUAAUGGUUCUCGCUUCUGGUUUCCUUCCAUACUCUGUACCAAGUGCUGAUCCGCUGUGAAUGUAUCUGUACUGUAUGUAUAGAGUUUUAAAUUAUUUAACCAAAUUCCACAAGGAAUGUUUUCCUGUGUUGCCUGUGACCAGUUUUGUUAAUUUAAUGCCAGAUUUGGGAGAAGGAAGUCUGUAAAGGGAAGAGGGAAAAGAUGUGAAUUUGGACCAUUGUAUCUUGUAAAUGAAUAUUUCGUUGAGACCUUGGCUUACGUCUGACCGAUUUCUGUGUGUUUUAACUUCCAGGGCAAAAAAAAAACUCUGAAAGAAAUAAAAGCUGAUAUUCAAAAAACAACACUGUUUCUCUAUUAUACUUACAUUCAGAGGCCACUUUACUAUGUACACCUAGGUAAUGCAAAUAUCUAAUCAGCCAAUCAUGUGGCAGCAACUCAAUGCACAAAAGCAUGCAGACAUGGUCACGAGGUUCAGUUCUUGUUCAAACCAAAUUCAGAAUGGGGAUGAAAUGUGAUCUGAGUUUCCCGCUAGCGACUCAUUUGUGACUUUCAUUUACUUCUGUGCCCCCACCCUCCAAUCUUUGUUCAUUGCUGAAGUUUUUAUUUGGUCAACUGUACUAACUAUUCUAAUGUACAGUCAAUAUUUAUGUUUUAACAGGUUAUAGGUAUUAUAUGUUAAAUACAAUGUUACAAGUGUAUGUGAAAAAUAAAACUAUUUCAAAGCUCUGAA